Messenger RNA from Anopheles stephensi (Asian malaria mosquito), 4014 nucleotides. Its product is annotated as chromatin assembly factor 1 subunit A-A-like. The record is from RefSeq and is a predicted model, not a curated record. Lineage: Eukaryota; Metazoa; Arthropoda; Insecta; Diptera; Culicidae. Gene Ontology annotation, biological process: nucleosome assembly. The transcript is spliced from 4 exons. Gene Ontology annotation, cellular component: CAF-1 complex; nucleus. The coding region runs from base 205 to 3420 and encodes 1071 amino acids.
UUAAAUGUCACAGACAAGCCAGGCGCAAAGUGAUAUUGUGCUUGCUCAACUCAGAUGUGGAAAUGCUGCAAACUUAUAUAUUAUCGUGAAAUCGCUUCAUGAAGUGUAGAAAACGAGCCAUAUUCUAAACAAUUAAAAACUUCAGGUUUUUUUUUCAAUUCAGAUUUUACGACACUAUUUGUCUUGCAACUUUGAUUGGACCACAUGGAAGUUACGGUUCCCGCAGUGCCGCAAGACGGCUCGAAAACUUCGCCAGGAUCAAACCUUCGUAAAAUGAAACAAAGCCGGUUGCCUUUUCAACUUUUGUCAACAUCAACGGUGAAACCUUCGGAGGAGUUGAGCGAAGCACGGAAGAGAAAACCGUCGACGGAAGCAUUAGAUGCCGGACGAGUAGCAAAAGCUGGUCGUGUAUGUGAAGUUAAUGAGAAUGGUCCGACCGUGUCAACGAAAGAAAAGCGCAAUGCCAAGCAACCUGCUAACAAUGCAGAUGAACCAUCCGAAUCAGCAGUGUGCGGUAGUGGUGUAUCCCUGUCGACAGGAAAAACGAAAAGACAACAAAAGAAACUCGAUGCUGAUAGGAUUGAUUCGCCAAAAAUUUUGAUAAAACUCCCGAUUCGAAAACGAAAACGUAAUUCCGUAGAUAAAAUGAAACCGAAAAAGAAAAAGGCAUUUGGUGAAGAAAUAAUGAACUUUAGAGGUGACAUUGAUGAGACAAUAAUUUUGGACGACACCGACCUAUCAGAUGAUGGUGCGGAUGCGUCGGGAAGUAAUGGUUCCGUGAGUGCGAAAAAAGAACUGCCUACUAUGGAAAACAAACAACUGUACGGUGCUGAGAAGGAAGAUAACAAAAUAUUGGCUUCAAGCUCGGUAGAAGAAAGCGAAAAAAGAUUUGCUGAAUCAAACAAAAUCAAAAUACAAACAACUUCAUCAUCUGAAUCUUUAGAUACGCGCGGAAGUAACACGGCAGUUGGUCCUUCAGAAGGGAUUGUUGAAAAUGAAUCGGGUAACAUUAUGGGGCUGGACACAUCUUCCAACAUUGAUUCGAGCGAGGAAGACAUUUAUUUACUCUGCACUCCGGAUUCAAAAAAUUUUCCAAACGAAGAUGAAAAUAAGGUUCGUAAACUAACUCCGAAGCAGCUUGCUCGUCGUCAGGACUACGAAAAGCGCCGAGAACUGAAGCAACAAGAGAAACAAGAAAAGCGUCGCAAAUUGCAAGAGGAACGCAAAGAGAAGGCUCGCGAAAAAGAGGAGCAAGAGCGACAGCGUAAAAAGGAACGCGUCGAAAAGGAAGAUCAAAAGCGUAGAGAACGAGAGGAAAAGGAAGAGAUGAAACGUAAAGAUCGGGAAGAACGCGAGGAACAAAAGCGCAAAGAGCGCGAAGAAAAAGAAGAACAGAAGCGAAAAGAACGCGAAGAAAAAGAGAAAAAACGACAAGCUGAAAUUGAACAGAAAAAUGAAGAGAAGCGCUUAAAAGAAGAAGAACGUCGCAGGAAAGAGGAGCAAAAGGAAGAGGAAAGAAAGCGAAAGGAAGAAGAAAAGGAAGCAGAGGAAAAGCGAAAGCAAAAGGUGGCGCAAGCUUUCACUAGCUUCUUCGUCAAGAAGUCGCUGAAUGGAGGUGGUCCUGUAAAAGCUUCGGAUGAUGAAAAUUCCGUCGAAUCUUCGUCGGUAGGUGUCGCGAUGAUGAGUGCAGGUACGGGCUUAGGCCAUUCGCGAUUUAUGCCGUUCUGUGUGAAAGGAGACAUGCGAUUGGCGCCAACGGUGCGUAGGGUUCUCCAAUCGGUCCAGCGAGAUAAUUUAGAUAAGAUGUUGCAUAGUGCAGAGGGCCAGCAAAUAUUCGAUCGCACUCAUCUCUAUCUUGAGCUGUUGAAGAGAAAAUUACAUAAACCGUUAAAAACUGACCGUACGUGGAAUGUAGAGGAUGACGAGGAAACCGAUGACAUUAUGGUUGUUGAUGAAAACGUGUGUCAUCAGAUUGAGGUGGAUCCGGGAAAAUUGAAGGAAAAGUAUAAAACAAAAUUUUUCCUCUUUGUGGAAAAUCGUCGUCCACCGUAUAGGGGAACUUGGCGUAAACGAAGCAGAUAUAUUAGCGCACGUCGUCCCUUUGUGCAGGACACCGAAUGCUUCGACUACGAAAUCGAUUCUGACGACGAAUGGGAAGAGGAAGAGCCGGGAGAAUCCCUUGACGGGAGUGACGAUGAAAAGGAUGUAGAUCCGGAAGAAGAAUACGAAGUGGACAACGAAUUUUUCGUACCUCACGGGCACUUAAGUGAUGAAGAGCUGCAUGCAGCGGAGGAGGAUGGUGAAAUCGGCGACGAAUCAAUGACACAGAAAUUUAAGUUAAAAUUUUUGCAGCAAGAGUUUGUGGCGGAGAUGAAAAAAAAGACGGAAAAGAUCAAACCCCGAUUGAUUGGCUGCGUUUGGGAGAGAAGCUUAAAUGGUGACGACGUUGAGGAGGCAAAUCGUUUCAUGGAAUGUUCGGUAAUAAUACGAAAAAUGUUAGACGAUCGCGCUAUGCUUUACAACCCGGACGAACCGAUCUCGUUUACACGGCCCUCUUCCAAGGUAUGUAAUGGGAGCAGUAGUGCGAUAAAUGAACAGGAUGCGACAGAUGCAAUGUCGCCGAGUAAAGAUCUUGAAAAAUCGAGCUUAAAGAAGGUUAAAAUAACAGAUGAUGCGAUCCGCGAUUUGGCUCGAUUGAUGCAUGGAAAUGUCAACAAUCGCAAGUUUUUGGUCCGUGAGUUUCAUGCUUUUUGGGCUAGUUGUAACGAGUCGGUUGAUUUGAGUUUGGAGAGCAUUAGGAACAAGAUUAAGGAAAUUGCUCAGUGGGGUACGUGUCGUUCGGCAGGACCGAUGGAGGGAAAAUUAUGUUGGACAGUUGAGAGAAGUGUGCUCCAACAGUACGACCUGAUGGAUUUAACUUUGCCAAACGAAUGGAAGUAUCAUUUGCAGAAACGUCCGCGUACAGAAAAACAAGAAAAGAAAACGAAUUUGAAGCAAGAACUUAGAGCUAACGUUGAAAAGUUCAAUAGCGCUACAAGCAAAAUCGAUGGCCACAAGGAGGAAGUUGAUGGUAAUUCAGUAAAUAAGGUCACAAAGGACCAAAUUUCAAAUAUUGAUAGAAGCCUGAAUACAUUGCCGGAGAUGGAACAGAUGGAUAAGGGCAAAACUAAACCAUCGAUCGUGCAUGAUAGCGGUGACAGUAGCCACAAAGGAGAAAGUAAUGACACCGAAUGUCCGAUUGCCACUAAAUCCAAAAAGCGUGUGCCUCUUCUGAUGUCCGUCCCGCGUGGCCAAAACAUAAAUCAGUCAACGAGAAACAGCCUUAUCAGCCAAUUCUUGCGUAGAGAAAGUAGUAUUAAAACCAAACCCAUAAUAGCGGAUGUGGAAAAAUCUGACGAUGCAGUUAUUGAAAUAGAUUGAGUGAUUGUUAUUAGACAGUUGGAUCAGAGUACAUAAAAUAUGCAUUAAUUAGAUACUUUUUUCUAUGAUUACUCUUUAACGUGUUAGGACAACUUGGGAUGAAAAAUUUAUAUAUCAAUUAUAGCGAUAACAGAGAUCAAAGGGAACUUGGCAUGCGCUUGUUGACAUACAUGUUUAAACCCGAAAAACGCAAAUAAUAAGCAAGACAAAAGCAAAAAUGGGGUAUAUGAAAAAUAUGAAAGAAUUGAUCAUAUAUUUCAUGUUCAUGUUUAGCCAUUAAAAUAGUUCUUACUUGACAACACGUCACUAUUUCAGGAACAGCGUUGCGGGUAAAUUUGUUAUGGCACUAUUGAUGGCGUGUAAAAAAAAUUAAAGAUAAUCUACAAACAAUACCGUAGGCCAGACCGUACACCCUUUCGAUUCAACACAGUUCUGAAUACUAGCCACAAGUGCAGUGCCCUUAAGUUCUUCUGCAGACGGAGUAGAGGACAGUCGUAGCAAAAGUAUAGCCUAAAAGUAAAAGCAUCUGCGACUGAAGUAGAUAAAUAAGAAUAGCGGGUCCAAUAUAAUAAUGAAAAGCAUUAAAUUUUGCUA